CUCAAGUGACACAAACACUUAGGAUUCUAACUAUGAUAUUUGCUUCUUUUAAAUGUUAUUUGUCGCAAACAAUCUUGAUUUCCAUAAUAGAGAGUGCAAUGAGAAUACAAGAAAAAUUUCAAUAUUUACAUAUUAAACUUUUGGCUUGAUUCCAUCAAUUACUAUUUUGAAUCUUGCAUUAGUAGCUAUCACCAUAACUUUACUUUUCGAUUUGUUCAUCUUCAUUCCAAAAUCGUUUGUACUCUCAUUCGAUUUAUUUAUAUUAAAAUUUUUAUUUACUUCUUUUUCGCCUCUAGUCACGAUAAUCACGUCAUCCGCGAAUGCUCCUUCUAGAACUUCUUUUUUUAUAUUCGACAACAAAUUUUUUUAUCUCUUUUUACACUUUUUGUUAUCUCGUCCAUAUAGGUUAUGACUUGGGUUGGAUUCAAUCCUCCGCCUUGUAAAGACCUUCUUGCCACACUUGCUGUAGUACAUGCAAUAACACUUCUGUUCCUUGUGAUCCCAUAUAUUUUGUCAUUUUUGUGGUUAAUCUAUCUUGACCAAGAGCUUUUUCAUUUUUUAUUCUAUUGUUACCGUUUCCAACUCUUCCAUGCUUAUCUGCUCACUUGCUUCUGUUUCUUUUUUGUGGUACAGGGGCCGGUAACUUUAUCUCAUUUUGACCAUUUACGCUUUUAUCCUUUACAGCUUUAGUCUCAACUAUUUGUUUUCCUAGAGAGUCUUCCAAGGUUUUAAUAUUUUAAAAAAGAACUUUUGUUUUUUCUUGCUGUAUCUCUGCAGCUUUAUCUCCGAACUCUGUCUAAUUUUGCUUAUUUGCCUCAAUCACAAUUUCUUUCACUUUCUUCUGUUCCCUCUUUAAUCAUCAUAACUUUCACGUCUUUGUUUUCUUUAGAUAAGUUUUCUUUAUCGCCCAUCUUUCAUUUAACCCAUUAAGGACCAGUGAUACCACGUUCUCUGGUAUAUCUUAACUGUUGUUGACACUAAUAAGGCUUCCUACAAGUUUCCAUCUAAAAUCCAACUGAGAAAUUGGUUUGCCUGUGCAUUUUCAAGCAUUUACUAGUGCGGAGUUUAACAUAUUUAUAAAUAACGGCCGCCACCAUUUUUUUUCCUGGUAAUAGUAUUUCAAAUGUUCUGACAAUGUCAGAUGACAAAUCUUGUAUUCCACCGAUAGUUUCUUCAUCAAUAUCUUCCUCAUUGGUCAAACUGUUAACUUCGUUUGAAACAUAACAAAUAUCAAUUAUUUCGUUGAUUAAGCAUUAAAGGCCUUUUUGGAUUAUAUUGAUAUUUCACCUUACUCUAAAGUCGCUAAUAUACCCUGACGCAUAUAUAUUUAUACCACUACAAAAUUGUAUAUACCAUCAUAAAAUGUUCUUGAGUCACAUAUUGUGAUGCAUGCACUCACUUCUCCACACUUACUACAAAAAUUAUAAUGUUAUAUGUACAUAGUGAACUUUUUUUAAGCAUUACUGUGAAAAGAACAAAAAGGUGUCAAAAAAAUUAUAUUUGCGUAAACAAUUUUUCUCUUCUCUUUACCUAAAUGCAAUAAAAUAUGUAUUUAAAUGCUUUAUUUAUUACUAGCAAUAAUAUUCCCAAUUUUGUCGUAAUUUGGGGCAUAAAUUAUAUUCCUUCUUUUUAUUAUAGACAGUAAUUUUUAAUUUUUAUUUAAUUAAUCAACGACUCUGAAUGCCGUCCUAACUAACUAUUUGCAGUCACAAAAACAACUUCAGACAAAUUUACGAAUGCAAUUCAUAUAUAUACCUACUGGUAGUUAUUAGGUCCCAAUGUUGCGUUAUCGCAACGUUCAACUUCAAACGAAUAUUAUUUUUCUGAUGUAACGGUUUUGUUUUCCGUUACUUAUAUUUUUGUGUUUGGUUAAAAUUUUUGGUCAUCUGAAUUUCUUUUAAAUUUUAAUUUAAAUUGUCGUUGGAGACUGGUUGUGAGGUUGUCGCUUUUUGAUUGGUUCGAAGAUGGUUUGUAGCGAGUGACGGGUGGUUGAUUUCUUGAUUUGCCAGCAGGGGGGUGGCACGACAUAGGAAUAAAUUUAUCUAAGUAUGUAGUUCCAUGUCACAUCGCUGGAUGGCGCUACCGUCGGCGUUCGGCAAUGUUCGGCAUUGUUCGUCCUUCCCGAGGUUUAAUAAUUGAAAUUUUAAUCACUUAUUUUAUAAAUUGCUAUAAUAUGUUGCCUAAGUAAUGUAUAUAUGAGAAAAAAAUUAUAUAUGUAAUUAUCCUGUAUUUGUAUGACUUUUUGAGAAUAAAUAUCAAGAAAAAGAAAUCGUAGAAUCGUCAUGGCGGUAUUAGUGACUAAUAAUUAGUCAUAGUUCUUGCUUGACGCGUUCGCUUCACUUCGUUUUAGCUCAAGUGGAACUACGUUUGUAUAUCUCGUUAUUGUGUUUUAUAAUAGUGAUACUUAAUCUGUGAAUAAUUAUGCCUGCAAUCGCAAGUUGUGUGGACAAACAGUGUCCGACAAAUUCAUUGCCGCCCAGAGAUCGACAACUCUUCUGCUUUCCAAGAUCAGAAGAUCUGCGGCGGCAAUGGUUGGAAAGAAUGAGCAGGCCAGAUCUCAUGGAGUUGUCACAUGCUCAAUUACAUGGGAGAAGGCUGCGCGUUUGUGAGCGCCAUUUCAACGGCAAUCAGUUUCAGACGUCAGACCGGAAGAAGUUAACUGCACACCAAAUCCCUCGACGUGCAAAUUUAGAAGACAAUCCCGAUUCUCCUGCCAAUACUCCAUCCGGUACAUCCAUUCCCUGCAUGUCUUCUAAAUUUGAGACUCCUAAGUUGAGGAGGUGCAAAGGUCGAACAUCACAAGUUACUCCGAAGGAGCGGAAGCUGUUGGCCAGGUUAAAGAACGCUGAAACCAUUUUACGUUAUCGGAAGAAGCGUAUCCAGUACUUGUCUCAAUCCCAAAAAGUUUAUCCAAAUCCCUUUUCCCCAUCUAGCUUAACCAAUAUCCAACAAAUACAUACCCUACCUAAACCUCUCCGUGUUUUUAUUCUUUCCCUCCUUCGAAAUUUCCAUGUAUCCAAAAAAAACCGCCGUUAUACCUUAGAAGAGAAAGCCCUAUUCCUCUCCAUUUUCAAACACGGUCCCCGCUCCUACCGAUACCUGCAAAAGAUCCUUUCCCUACCGUCUACAAGAACAUUAAGACGAUCCCUUGCAACUUUCCAACUAACCAGCGGAAUCAACCUAAAUUUAUUUACCUAUCUGAAGAGUGUUUCAAGUAAAAUGGCUCUCCGUGACCGUUUCUGCACACUUAUGUUUGAUGAGAUGGACACUGGAAAGAAUUUGAAUUUGAAGCUUGUGUAUGAAUUGCAUGGAUUUAUGAUGGUCAAUCAUUGUGCAAGUAAAAUGGGGCCAUUACGUUGAGAGUAAACAUUUUGUCUGAUAUUCAAUGAAACAUCCUUCAAUAGGUCUACCAAAUUAAUUACGAAAAAGGAAAAAUUAUGCUGAACGUGACUUUCCACUGUCACAUGUGGGUUAUUAUCAGACCAACAUAAAUUUGUAUAUUAUUUACCAAGCAGGAGAUUUUGUUCAAUCCCGUUAGCAGCACUUUGAGUUAUAAUUACUCUCAGGAAGGAUUGAGGGCAAUAAAAAACUGCAAUGCAAUUGAUUCUGCCAAUAUUUCGUAUCUAUUUCGAUACUUCCUCAGGGCGAGUCGUUAAAUUGCAAUGAAACUAACGAAAAAUCGGAAGAACAUUGUCAACAAACCGCAUGCAAAAAAUAACAAAUAUUUAUACUGUUUCUUCUCCCGCUACCGCCUCUGGUUCAUCUUCUAAAGUGGUCUCCAAUAAAUUCAUUGCUUUACUAGAAAGCCCGGAUAUAUUGCUGACAUCACCAUACAUCUUCAUUACUUUUCUCGCAAUAAUUUUAGCAUUAUCUGUCAUGUUUACAGCUGAUAUCUUAGCAAUAGUUGGAACCUUCCAAAUGUCAUGAUCACAAAUGAGUGGAUUUCUGGUGACAAUCCACACACAAACUAAGCUCAAAAAAUCAUGAUUUCCAGUAGCCAUAUUGCAAUUGGCUGAAUCAACUAGCAAUCUUACCCAUGGCCAACUAACUUCAGGAGCAGCCGGGUCUCCAAAUUUCUUUAGAAAGUUCACAAGAGAUUCUAUGCUGGUCUUUGUGAAAGACAAGUAUGACACCUCUAGCAGCAUAUUGUUAUUUACACAACAUGCUGCUGAGAUAUUUCAAUGAUUUCAUAUUUGUGAUAUGUCGUUAGGAACCAGUCUUUUAUGGCUGUGCUAUGGAUAGGUACACAAGUGCUCUACAAAGAAUAAUUGCCACAGAGCUUCAGAAUAAUUCUUUGUGGAAUGCAUGUGUAUGUGCAACCUGUACAUUUUGGGAUCUGCUUUUUUGAUAAUUUUUUUUGUUAAAGUUCCCAAAAUGUAACUCUUCCUUGCUUAUUUUCUGUGUACUGCAUAUUAUGUUACUGUUCACACGAUCAUUUUGAGUCAUUCAAACUUCUGUAUAACUAACAUUUUUAAAAUUGUAACCAAGAACUCAAUUAUGCGCAGGCCAAAAUCCGUGCAUAGGUAAAUGGUACUCGGAAAUGCAAGUUGUAAUCAAAAUAUUCCACUAGUACAUGAGCUAUGGCCUCGCGGGCCAUAGAAGAUGUUCUCGCGGUCCGGAUGCGGCCCGCGGGCAACCCUGUUUUAGAAUAUUGUAGGGAGCGGCUCUUACAUAAACGUGUGGGUGUGCAGGGCAUAUGCGACAACUGGAAAUUUGUCACGCUAUUAUUGAUUUGGUCCAGAUUUAGAAAUAAAAGAAAAGUUCAAUUUUAAUCUUUACUUUAAUUAUCAAUAAUAUCAAGAAAAAUUACAAAAGAAACAAUAAAACAAAAUCUACAAUCAAAAUGUAAAACAUAUCAACCAAAACCUAAUAAACAAAAUUUAUCAAAUAGAACUUAUUAAACAAAAUUUAUCAAACAAAACUCAUUAAACAUAAUAACAAAACGAGACAUACCAAACAAAAUAGAACAUAAGCAAUUAGUACAAUUAUACAAUGAAAUUACUCGCAAAGGGUUCGAAAUCUCAGCGUUGCAACGGGCUUCUUUCGACCUACUAUUCUACUUCUCCCUUUUGAACUCCAUGUCAGGUCUGACUCGAUUCUCUUCUGGACCUUAGAUUCUUCUUUGUUUCUCUCCUUCACUGGAUCUGACAGCUUCCAACUUCUCCAGUCACUUUCUGUCCAAAACCAUGGGCUCAGUUAUCCAGUAAUUGACCAAUUAAGGAAAUUUUCGUAAAUAAAUUAUUAUAUUUGCCUUAGUUUUUAGUUUUAAAUAAAAUAAAAAAUACCAUUACGUUCAACUAUAUUUUAAGUUUUAUUAACAGUUAACAAAAAAAAGAAAAGCUUUUAUUUCAAGAAAAAAAAUUAAAUGUGCAAAAAUUCCUGAUUUUCCAGUGGUUGACCAUAUUUUUUCCAUUAGUUGACCAGUUGUUAAGAAUAAGGAAUAAAAUAACAAAUUAAUACACUUGUACCAUAUACAUACAAAAACAGUUUUACAAACAGUCGGUUUCAGAUAAUUCAUACUUAGAUUUUUUGUUCUUUUUCUGUUUGACUAUUUUUUUCGGGAUUUUUUUAUUAGUUGCUUGCAGAUGCAGUUUUUUAUUUAUAAUUUAUAAUGUCCCCACAGAAACGUAAUGAUUGGGGUAUCAGAGGAAAUAAAUCUCUUAUCAUCAUUACUGCUCAAUGAAAUUUUGUUUAUAUUCACUAAAUAUAAUUGAUGAUUAUUUGAACGAAUAUUAUUGAAAUUGCUUAAUUUAGUUGAAUCGUUAAAUAGAGCGUUUUCGAAAUCUUUAAACGUUAAUAACUUUGAAGCGGUUCUUCCAAUUCCUUUCACUUUAGCUGAUUGUUUCGUAGCUCAAGUUGGUUAGGUUCUUUUUAAACACUCCCUUUCGUUUUUUUGACUUUAUUAAUCGUUAAUAAAAUAAAGAUACACUUCUAAAAACACUGCUCAGCUCUACGCUUAUUAUAUAUGUCCGCUAUAUGAACAACACACCCGGAAUAUAUCUCGAGCACGCGUUGCCCAGCGGCACGGUGGGUUGCCUAAACGCUCGGCGCUUCCUUCUCCCCGACACUGAUAUUUCUUUAUUAUUAAUCUUUAAUGUGUAUACUUUAGCUCUUAAUGUAAUAAAUUCCGUUAGAAUACCUCCCUUUCAUUCAUCUCUAAAUUUACCUGGAACUUUUUUAUUCAUCAAAGGAAUUUUCCAAAUGUUAUUAGAAGACAGAUCUGAGGUAUCAAAUAAAUCAAUAUUAUCGCGAAUAACAUCAUAAAUAGAAUAAUUUUUAAGCUUGCAUUUAAAUUUAUAAAUUAAGGAAUCUGUAUCCAUAUACAUAAGUUGAACAUGAAAUUUACUAUCUAGAAUUUGUUUAACAAAAUCGUAGUGAAAGGAAUACAUUAAUGUUUUCGAUAGCUCCAAUACAGUAAAACCUAUAUAAAUAG
Messenger RNA from Onthophagus taurus, 6433 nucleotides. NCBI's taxonomy places the organism in Eukaryota, Metazoa, Arthropoda, Insecta, Coleoptera, Scarabaeidae. The record is from RefSeq and is a predicted model, not a curated record.